AAGCUACAGGCCACGGUACCUAAUCCAUCAGCUCGUCAGCUUUAUCGGUAAUCAGAGUGAUCCGGUAAUCCUCAAAAAGACACAUCCUAGUUGUGCAGAACGCACGCAUCAUGGACCCUCUAACCUCGAACCCGAACUCGACCUCAACCUCCCCUUCAACCUCGACCUCAUCCGCGUUCUUGCAAAACCUCCUAAACAAAACCCUCCGGAUCAAACUCGCCGACAGCAGAACGUUCAUCGGCCAAUUCAUCUGCGUGGACCGUCAACAGAACAUCAUCCUCAGCAACGCGGAAGAGUUCCUCUCCCCCGAGCUGGAGAGGAAGAGGGGUGCGCCGGUCUCUAGGGGGUAUUUCGGGGGCAGGGAGAUGGGGAUGGUCAUGUUCCGGGGCAAGGACGUGCUGAGGAUCGAGGCUGAGGAUGGGGAUGGGGUUCAGCUUGAGAUGAACGGGAGGGGAGGGAUACGGAUGGACGUGAUAUGAUCUUUGCUCGUGGGCAGAUCAGAGACGCUUGAAUGGUAUCUGGGGGAUAGAAUACGCUGCGGAGAGGACCAAUGAUGAUGAAUCGACGAAUUGACGAGCACCACAAUAAUCAAGAAUAACGAAACCUUACGAACUUCGCAGGGACGAAAUGGAUAGACGGACUUGUACC
Filobasidium floriforme is the source of this 648-nucleotide messenger RNA. RefSeq lists its product as uncharacterized. The record is from RefSeq and is a predicted model, not a curated record. The transcript has 2 exons. NCBI's taxonomy places the organism in Eukaryota, Fungi, Basidiomycota, Tremellomycetes, Filobasidiales, Filobasidiaceae. Gene Ontology annotation, molecular function: RNA binding. The coding region runs from base 111 to 479 and encodes 122 amino acids. Gene Ontology annotation, cellular component: NatC complex.